GGAGGAGCUGUCAAACAGAAACCAGCGUCAGAAACACGCACACCCCGGGGACGAGAGGGCAGCGAACACCGGACUUUACUCCUCCGGGGACACGAGGGGGACUCGAACAACACACAACCCCCGAACUUCACCCCCGAGGAUCCGGGCUCUUCCUCACCAAUGUGGACUUUUGUCUUUUUUCCCCCAAAACCGUCGCGACGACUGAAAACUUCUCGCGACCUUCUGUGGACGUUAGCCCGAGUCGUGUGUUGACAAACUAGCAAAACAGCUUUAGCCACCGAGCUAACUGCGUGACUAAAGUUUGUUGUUGUUGUUUUUGUUGUUUGUUUUUGUUGUUGCCGUGUUAGCGUUCUGCUUCUCGGGUCGUUGUUUUGUUCCGUGGAGGCGAAGCCAUGGAGCUCCACUGCUCUUACGAACAUCUCCCGGGAACCACACCAGGUCUCCAAGGACUUUCUAUACAUCUGUCAAAAAUGUGAAGUCCCUCUCAUCCCAGUGGACUCUUCAGUUACAAGCAGUGAGGAACUGGACCAGUAGGAAUCAUCUUGGACCCAGCCCGAGUUUGUCACCGGGGGGGUGCCCUAAAACAAAAUCCCAAGCCGAAGUCUAUGUGUGUGACAUAUUUCCGCCCAGGACAGAAACUGAGUAGAUCCUGUGCUGCCGUGGAAUCCUCGGCACCAUUAAAGCAACCCAGUCCUCUUGUCAUGUGGGUACAUUACAGAGGAAGGCUCAUAUUACCCUCACUGGUAUCACCAUCCGUUACAUCACCAUGGACCGGAAUAAACGCAAUUCCAUCGCUGGGUUCCCAACACGACCUGAACGCCUCACCGAGGACAGGGACAGUAUCGGAGGGGCAGGGGUCUGUGAGAUGGGCAUGGGCCCGCCUCCACAGGUGGGCAGGGUGUGGCCAUCGUCCUACAGGGCUCUGAUCAGCGCCUUCUCCUGUCUCACACGCCUUGAUGACUUCACCUGUGAGUGGAUUGGCUCUGGAUUCUUCUCUGAUGUCUUCAAGGUACGUCAUCGAGCCUCAGACCAAGUCAUGGCUCUGAAGAUGAACAAGAUCAGCAGCAACAGAGCGAACAUGUUGAGAGAAGUUCAGCUAAUGAACCGACUUUCACAUCCAAACAUACUCAGGUUCAAGGGAGUGUGUGUCCAUGAGGGCCAGCUUCACGCUCUGACGGAGUACAUCAAUGGUGGAAACCUGGAGCAGCUGCUCGAGAGCAACACGCACCUGAGUUGGCCGACCCGGGUGAAGCUGGCCAGUGAUAUCGCCAGCGGUCUGUCCUACCUGCACUUCAAAGGCAUAUUCCACCGGGACCUCACCUCCAAGAACUGCCUGAUCAAAUGUGAUGACAGCAGCUACACAGCAGUGGUUGGAGACUUUGGCCUGGCGGAAAAGAUCCCCACUACUCUGGCUGAAGUAGAGAAGCUCUCUGUUGUCGGCUCUCCUUUCUGGAUGGCUCCCGAGGUGUUGAGAGAUGAACCCUACAAUGAGAAGGCCGAUGUUUUCUCCUAUGGAAUCGUCCUGUGUGAGAUCAUUGCAAGGAUCCAGGCCGACCCUGACUUCCUGCCCCGCACAGAGAACUUUGGCCUGGACUACCACACGUUCCAGCACAUGGUCGGAGACUGUCCGCCUGAUUUCCUCCAGCUGGCAUUCAACUGCUGCAAUAUGGACCCUAAACUCCGCCCCUGCUUCCCCGACAACGUCAGGCACCUGGAGGAGAUUGUUGCUCGCCUCAAAGUCGAAGAGAUGGAGCACGAGUGUGUCUCGCUCAGCGGAGACAACGACAAGAAGACUAUUCCUAAAGGCGAGAAAAUCCAGGGCUUCAAGCGACUGAACCCUCUCGGUUUCCAGGACGACAAAAUCCCGCAGAAGUCGCCCCGUCCUCGGCGAAACAUCUGGCUCAGCCGCAGCCAAUCGGACAUCUUCUCCUGCAAAGCAGUGAGAAAGGUCAACGUGCAGGACCCUUACUACAACCCCCCCAUCACGCAGCGCGCCUCCAAGGCCCGCAAGAUCAACCCGUUCACCGCCCGAGAGGACCUGUGCGGGGGCAAGAUCAAGUUUUACGACGUGCCCAGCAAGUCGGUGUUCUCGCUGGUGUUUGACCUCCACUCGCCUCCGGGGAGCGCGUUCAGCAACCCGCAGCAGGACGGGUCCUACUACUGGCUGCAGCUGCCAGGGAGACAGUGUCACUCCUUACCGGUGUCGCCCCAGCUGCCGCGCUCCGAGGUCUUCCAGGUCGGCGCCGCUGUUUGCUCCAAUAACAACGGUUCCCUCACCUGUAACUCCGGUCUGAUGUCCACGACGCUGCCAGCGACUAACUCCAGGUCUGAUGCCGGCCUGACUGGAAACGACGUCCGGCAGAAAGCGUUGGUGUUUGGCUGGGCGAAGAAAUACGUGGUGGUCGAGAUCCCGCCUUACUGCGGGCAGAAAGGAGGAGGAGGGGCGGAGGAGGAGGACGGAGAGGUAGAGGGAAAGACGGAGGGACACAGGGAGGACACGUCCGGGGAGAGCUGGUCUCCCAUGGUCCCCAGCAGUGAGAGGGACGCCGGAGAGGCAAUGGACUGCUCCUGCAGCGUGGAGGACGAGGAUGAACGAGGAAGAGGGACAGACGCCGGCUUAAUGUAACAGACUUAAACCCACCCCCUCACAUGGACGAACGUGGCGGGGAGGAGGAUGUGGUAGCUUUGGACGAGAGCUCGGGGACUCUGACUCGUGACUGUGAGGAAGUGGACGAGCAUUGAGACGGACAGACCGGACACAAGUUAACGGAAAAAUACAACGUCAGAGAGAAAAGCAAAAGCACUUGAUUUUAUCUCUCAAGUGAAUUUAUCCAAGCACAUCUGAUUUAGAUCAAUAUUUGUCAAAGCUGUUAUCACACGGGUUGGACAGAACAAUGUGUGACCGUCUCCAGUUGGCACAGAAAAAGCUUCUAUCGACACCGUGGACGCUCGGAAUAGAGAUUAUUUUUUUUAAAGGUUGUUUAUAUUUACUAUUGUGAGACGAUGUCGAUUUUUCUCUCUCCUUAAAAGUUUAUUAUAUUUGGCGUCUUGUCUGUGACGAGGGAACCGGAUCCCUCGUGUUGAGUAUGUGUGAGUUUUUAAAAACCUUCCACAUGUUCUUUCAUUCAAAACAUUCUGUCUAAAAAUGUCAAAUGAUUUAUAAAUAAUCUUUGUUAUUCUACGUAUUCAAAGGAAACUCUGCCCAGCAACAGGGAGGGAAAUGGUUUCAGGAUUUCACGCAGUCGAUUCACAUUUAGUCUAAUUCUCCUCGAGGUCGAGCUGGAUUCAUUCGAUACGUUCAACACAACCAGUGGUUUCAAUGUCUUUUAACAGCUUGGUAUCUAUGUGAAGUCGUGGUUGUCAGUUUGUGAGGUUCAGGAGACGUCAAACACCCGUUAGUCGUGUUUUCAAGACACGAUAUCCAGAAAUAUUAAAAGAGCAUCACAUUUAAUGAUGCUGCUCUGAAGCCAAAUCACCGAUCUAAUGUCUGAGUUUACUUGAAUGCACCGCGAGUUUUCAAAACAGUUCCCUCUUUUGUAAUUUAAUGAAUUUUAUAAAUUAUAACUUUUCACCAAAACAACUUUAAGACUGUUAAAACGUUUGAAAUGCAGGAAUCUUCUUAUUACAAAUUAAGUUUGAUUCAUAAACAAUAAAAUGAACCGUCACUCAUUUCAACAGAAUCAGGGAUUUAACCACCGCAGCCUUACUCAGACUGGUUUGACCAUGAUGUAAUGGUUACCCUUGACAAUGUGGUUGUUAAAACCAGUCGCCUCAGAAAACUGUCAGAAAUGAAAAGUCAAAAUGUGCCUCUGUGCUGUAAUUCCCUGUUGUGGCCACAGAGGGUCGUUGUUCUGCAAAAAUCACUUUAAAGUAAAAAGUUGAAUUUAUAGAAACAAGGCUCUAAGGUGGGAAAUCAAUCUCCUGUCAGACUUAUAGAUCAAGAUGAACAUGAAGGCAGAAAUAUAAAUUAUAUUAUAUUAUAUUAACUACAUACACAAAAGCUCUAAAAACUGCCAAUGUCCUAAAACAGUGGAUAAAUUAGUGAUUAAUUCCAUCAUGUCUUUCACAUAUUCAAGCAUCUGAAAAAUGUUUCCUCCAUCACACAUUAUAAGUAGCUAAUUUAUUUUAUUCUAAGUUCAAGUUUUCCCUUAAAAUUCAGUGAAUAUUUUACUUUAAGCCGAGUCUGAUACUGUGAAACUGGUCCCACGACAUUUUCUACAAGAUGCUUUGAUGUCAUCUUCCUGUUUGAGGGUUUAAAACGUUAUUUAACUUUAACAGAUAUUAAAAAAUCUCCUUGGGGAAGGUUCAUUUAACAUGAGAACUGUUGAUCUGAAUGUUUUCAGUGACUGUAAUGAAAUGAGUUUUGACUUGUGAAACACGACUUCCUGUUGAUCUGCUCCAGCUCUUGUCAAUGAUCCUCUCUAGUUACAUUCUGAUCUAGGAACUAAAAACACACUUGUACCGUGAUGAUCUCCACUUAAUGACCUUUCACUACUUUUCUAUGCAACAGAUCAUUUAUCUCAGUGUUUUAAAGGAUUAAAAAAAAGAUCUAAUUUGAUAUUUAUGAGAAGGAAAACAACUUUUUAACGUCUUACCUUUGUAUAUUUGUGUAAAAAGUUUGUGUCGCCUGCCGCGACGAAUACAGAUCCAGAUGUUAUUUUGCUGAUCGAGUAACAAAGCUUCUCUGAGUCUUA
Messenger RNA from Hippoglossus stenolepis (Pacific halibut), 4694 nucleotides. RefSeq names its product testis associated actin remodelling kinase 2 (gene tesk2). The transcript is spliced from 13 exons. Lineage: Eukaryota; Metazoa; Chordata; Actinopteri; Pleuronectiformes; Pleuronectidae. Gene Ontology annotation, cellular component: cytoplasm; nucleus. Gene Ontology annotation, molecular function: ATP binding; protein serine/threonine kinase activity. The record is from RefSeq and is a predicted model, not a curated record. Gene Ontology annotation, biological process: protein phosphorylation; actin cytoskeleton organization. The coding region runs from base 767 to 2626 and encodes 619 amino acids.